AUGAUUUACCGCGACAUUGACUUGAAGAGUGUACCGAGACCCAAAAGUGCAGUUUACCGUGACCAGUCGAAGAAAGUCAAGUUCAGUCUUGGUGCCAGGCUGCGUGAAACGGGAGAGAUGUUCGUUGUUCCCGACUGCCAUCACAAUAUGAGAAUCAGAGAGCUAAAAAAUGCCAUGGAAUUAGUGGUUGGGGUUCCCACAGACUUCCAGAGAGUAUGCUACCUGGAUAAUGGGGCCAAUGUUAAGGGCCAGACUCCCCUGGGGCGCGGGGCCUGUCACGCGGCAGCCGCCCAGGGCCAGUUGCAGUCCAUCCAGGAGCUACUGGUGCGCAGUGCCCCACACCAACUGGAGGACGCCGAGGGCAUAACAGCUCUGAGAACCGCCACGCGCUGGGGCCAGAGGAAGAGCACCCGGCAGCUCUUCCUCUUCCACUGGCAGGAGUGUGCGCAGGGCGUGCACCUCAAGCCUCACCUGGACGAGACAGAGCUGUUCGCCCACCAGAAACAUGACUCCCAGCUACGCACCUGGCACCGCGGUGCCCACGCUCAGAGAUACAUGGCCCACCUGGGGCGCUGUAGCCGUGGGGUGGAGGGCAGGGUGGAAGUCAGGCAGCUGGGGCCGCCGCAGAACUCGUCCAUGAGGGCCCAGGCAAGGAGGGCGUGGAUGGGGGAGGCGUGACCAGAGCUGCAGGUCAAGAACAGGGGGGAUGGCCAAGAGCCUGGUCCUGGAGAGCCGUGUACACAGGUUUUUAUUCCAGCCCAGCACUAGUUAGUCAGACUAUGUUCAAUGCUCCUCUCCCAGUUUCAUUAAUUAGUUCCUCAAUUGCAAAUAUGGAACAAACUACAGUUAACAACCUUUCUGCAAUUCCUAGAUUAUUGUCCAAUCACCGUAUUGCGAAUACUACUCACAUGCAGAGAGGUAUUGUUAGUAGUAAUCUUGUCCCCAUAAAAUUGAGCUCUGUUAAUAGCUCGAAAAUGGUUUAUUGCUCAUCCAGUGCAGCUUCAGGUGCUACCUUGGAUACUCCAUCUGAUUUGAAUUCCCGUAGCAAUGGUAUUGGAAUAAUUCAUUUGAAUGCUAGAAGCCUGAUCCAAAAGUUGGACUUUAUUGAAAUUUUGGUCUCACAAUCAAAUGUUGACGUUCUGAUUGUAUCUGAAUCGUGGCUGUGUGAUUCUGUGCGAGAUUCAGAUGUUCAGUUGAUUGGAUACAAUAUUUAUAGAACUGAUAGAGUUGGUAGAGGUGGUGGUAUUGCGAUUUAUGUUAAAUGCUGCUUAAAUGUUUCUGUGUCCAUAUCAACCUCUGUCAACUUAUAUCACUCUGAGCUUUUAUCCACUUGCUGCUUUCUGGACCCGGUUUUAGCCCUUGCUUUUUUCUCUUCUAUUGUUACCUCUAUGUCUGAUAAACAUGCCCCGCUUAAGAAUCACAGAGUAAGAAACCGAACCAGUUCUUGGUUCUCUCCUGAAUUGUCAGGUCUUUUCCUGCAAAAGAAUCGGGCCUGGGCCUUGGCGAGGAAAACAGGUACUCCAGCUGAUUGGCUGUUUUUUAGGCAAUUGAGAAAUAAAUGUACUGCAGCUGUCAAAAAGGCAAAAUCAAAUUACUUCCUUAAUGCUAUGACAGAUUCUGCAGGAGAUCCUGCAAAAUUCUGGAAAACCGUUAAUUCACUGAAACGGGGGAAUUCUGCUGUUUCUCUUCCUAAGCAAAUUAUCUCAGACUUCUGUAUUCUAACUGAAAAAAAUGAUAUUUGUGAUGCUUUUAAUAAGCAUUUCAUCUCUGCUGGUUUUUUAUUUGAAAGGAAAAGUGGACUUUGUGGUACUGGCCAGUUAGUUGAUUCUUCGUCUU
This is a messenger RNA of Salvelinus fontinalis (brook trout), 1836 nucleotides long. RefSeq lists its product as uncharacterized. Bases 1 to 678 code for a protein of 225 amino acids. The transcript has 2 exons. Lineage: Eukaryota; Metazoa; Chordata; Actinopteri; Salmoniformes; Salmonidae. The record is from RefSeq and is a predicted model, not a curated record.